Tripterygium wilfordii is the source of this 1366-nucleotide messenger RNA. RefSeq lists its product as uncharacterized. NCBI's taxonomy places the organism in Eukaryota, Viridiplantae, Streptophyta, Magnoliopsida, Celastrales, Celastraceae. The transcript is spliced from 6 exons. Bases 143 to 1189 code for a protein of 348 amino acids. The record is from RefSeq and is a predicted model, not a curated record.
CUCAUUGUUGCUUUUAGAAAAUUGCUAAUAUGUUAAAUAAUAUCCUUCUUGUCUGCCCCAUUACAUUUCAAAUUUUCAACAAAUUGAAGUCAAGCUCUGAAGAUUCAGGCUUCUUUGUCAGUGCAGCUUCUCCUUCAACAGGAUGCUAAAGGAACUGACUGGUACUUUGUUGAUUGGGUUGUUGGCAUGGGCUUAUCAGGCCUCCCACCCUCCCCCUCCCUGUAUUUGUGGCUCCUCUGGUUGUCCUCCCAUUACCGCAUCCAGAAUAAAGCUUAGGGAUGGAAGACAUUUGGCCUUUAAGGAGGUCGGUGUGUCUAAACAAAUCGCCAAGUAUAAGAUAAUAUUCAUUCACGGCCACGCUCAUUGUAUGCAUGAAAAUAUUGCAUCAAGAACAUCUCCUGAAGUAAUCGAGGAAUUAGGGAUGUAUGUUGUAUCUUUCGACAGACCAGGUUAUGGGGAAAGUGAUCCGGAUCCAAAGAGAACUGCAAAGAGUUUUGCAUUGGAUGUUGAAGAGUUUGCUGAUCAAUUAGGACUUGGAUCCAAAUUUUAUGUGAUUGGAUUUUCUAUGGGAGGCCAGCUUGUAUGGGACUGCCUAAAGUAUAUCCCUCAUAGGUUAGCAGGAGCAACACUAAUGGCUCCUGCCGUAAACUACUGGUGGCCUGGCUUUCCUUCUAACUUAUCUAAAGAAGGCUUCAGUGGAAUGCUGCCACAAGAUCAAUGGGCGAUUCGCGUUGCUCACCAUACUCCAUGCUUAACUUACUGGUGGAACACUCAGAGAUGGUUUCCUGCAUUUGCGAUGCCAGCGGGAAAUAUGGGGAUUCUCUCUCGCCAAGAUAUAGAGAUCGUAUCCACAUUUCCCAAAGAAAACCCUCACCAGGCAUAUCCAAGGCAGCAAGGAGAUUUUGAGUCCAUACAUAGGGACUUGAAGAUUGUAUUUGGGAAACCGGAAUACGAUCCCAUGGAUCUCGAGAACCCUUUUCCUAACAAUGAAGGCUCGGUUCACGUAUGGCAGGGUGACGAAGAUUUUAGACUUGUCCCUCCGAUCCUGCAGCGCUAUGUUGCUAAAAGGCUUCCAUGGCUACGUUACCAUGAGCUAAAAGGUGCUGGACACUUGUUUCCGUUUGACAGUGGAAUGAGUGAAGUUAUACUGAAGACACUUGUGCUUGGAGAAGUUGCAGCCUCAUCUUGAGUUUGUCAAGGCAGACUGCUAAAUUGUUUUCAGGCUGUUUGGAUUUCACUUUUUCUUGGGAAAAAAAGCGGGGUUUUUUAAAAGUUGUAUUGCACUGCUAUUAGUUGUUUGCCAAUCAACCCAUGUUAAGAUUAUUUACUUUGUCAUUCAACUUAAUAAAUUAAGUUGUUGAUUUAA